AUGAACCGUCUCGUGAAGGAAACGGCUGUACGAUUGCGGACAGGACCCACAUUCGCUGUUCCCCCUACGAUGCUACGAAGUCGACCUGCGGAAGAGAGAGAAUGGGCCGGAUGGACACCGAUGGAGGCGCAAACCUGGAAGACGGGCGGAUGUCUUACGGCUCCCCCGGGUACUUUGGCAAGGCACUGGGAGAGUCGGAAGGCAUUCGUCCAAGCACCCUGGCAAGCGCCACCAGAAGUGAUCAUCGAGGACAGAGAAGUCGCAGUAAGAAGCCACGACCAGAUUGUAUCCAAAGACCCAAGAGCAAGACCCUGGAUUCUCUACACUGAUGGUAGUGGGGUCGAAGGGAAAAUCGGAGCAGCAGCCGUGGAUCUCCAGAAUCACCAUACCCAUAGCCAAAUGGGGGAUGAUGACACGUCCACUGUGUAUGCUGCUGAACUUCGCGGCAUCGAGAUGGCACUCAAUUCAACCCUGGAAAGCACGGCACCAUGGGUGACACAGGUGAAAAACGGACUUGUCAUCUUCGCGGAUAGCCAAGCGGCAUUGAAGGCGCUUCGCCAACCACGAAUGCCAUCGGGACAGGUCUAUCUGGAAGGGUGCCUUGACCUGAUAAGGCGACACGCCGCUAACGGUAUCCGAACUGAGCUCAGGUGGAUACCUGCUCACCAGGGAGUGGCUGGCAAUGAACUUGUCGAUCGACAUGCAAAGGAGGCGGCCCUGGAACCGCAAGGACCACAGAAGCCAGACAAUCGGUAUAUCCGUCUCGCUGCUGCGGCUAAACGCCGUAUUCGCCGCGAGGCGAAAGCCGACUGGGAAAGAUCAUGGCUCACAGAGAAAACAAGCCGGCCGACGAAACGCCUGAUCGAACUACCAACUAAGAAGACCCUGGAAUACUGGUCCGACCUCCGGAAGGCCACGGCAUCAAUUCUGAUGCAGCUUCGCACUGGGCGAAUUGGUCUUGCUGCUUACUUAUAUCGCAUCAACCGGCGCGAGUCAGCGAGAUGUAGUUGCGAUCUGGGAAACCAGACGGUCAGCCACAUCUUGCUUGAAUGCCCGCUGCUCCAGGACGAGCGCAACUGGAUGAGAAACUCCUUGUCGGACCGUGGAGUCGCUCUUCGACUCGACUUGCUCCUAGCGCGGCCAGAGGCCCGCGCGAUUGUGGCCGAAUUCAUGAUAGGGACAAAUCUCUUGGAACAGUUCCGAGCAGUCGACCCAAUGGCUCUCGGGGUGGAAGAAAGCGACGAAAAAGAAUGA
Molecule: messenger RNA, 1254 nt
Organism: Penicillium subrubescens
Lineage: Eukaryota; Fungi; Ascomycota; Eurotiomycetes; Eurotiales; Aspergillaceae
Product: ribonuclease H family protein
Exons: 1
Coding region: 1-1254 (417 amino acids)
Biological process (GO): DNA replication, removal of RNA primer
Molecular function (GO): RNA-DNA hybrid ribonuclease activity; nucleic acid binding
Source: RefSeq, a predicted model, not a curated record